This is a messenger RNA of Astrephomene gubernaculifera, 539 nucleotides long. The record is from the annotation of a GenBank genome assembly. NCBI's taxonomy places the organism in Eukaryota, Viridiplantae, Chlorophyta, Chlorophyceae, Chlamydomonadales, Astrephomenaceae.
CGUGCCUGCUGCCCGCCAUCCCUAUCGGCAAGAACACAUUGGCCAGCGGCCAAUCUACAUCCGGCACACGUUCCCGCCGCCAACCCGGCUUGCGUAUCACCCACUGUGCCAAGCCGCUUACGCCGAGUUCGACAACCGUCACAGUGGCUUCUGCUGCUGCUGCCGGCACUGCUGGUGCUUAUGCUGGUGCUGCUGCUGCUGCCGCAGUAAGCGCAUGUGCAGUACACGCAGCGGCGCAUGUGACCCACGGGUCACUGCUGGUUGUCAAGGCGCUGGCGGCUGAUGUGGCGCAGGGCAUGAUUACCGUUGUCGACUACACCACUGGGGCAGUCAUCUACCAAAACCAGAACUCGCAAGCGUACAUGGGUCCCGCACCGCCGCCUGCGAUCAUGGCCGCAGCUGAAGCACGGGAACCACAACAACAACAACAACAACCCCAGCCGAUGGGCUUUACCGCUGCUAAUCUGUCGGGCCCUUCAACCGCUUCUGCCACCGCCGCGGUAGGCCUGCCAGCGGCAGGAGAUUCAGUAACGACAGAC